CUUCCAAGGGCAAACUAUGGUACUGGUCCUACUGGAGGCGAAGCGGACAAAAUUCAAAAUCUCCCUGAGGACGGUUGCCUUCUAUGAUCGCUUCAAUUUGUGCCGGCACCCCAAGAACCCUUUAACAACGUUGCCUCAAUCCGCAGACGCCCCACCGCAAUUUGCUCGAACAUGUUAUCGGGGUUUCUUUCUGAACUCCGUUGCUUACACAAAGCUAGUCCAAUUCUCAGCAAGAACUGGGUCCCUGAUCCAUGGCAAGCUUGCCCACGCCCACAUGAUUAAAGUCUCCUUCAAGCCAUGCCUAUUUUUGUUGAAUAAUCUUCUCAAUAUGUACUGCAAAUGCAGUGAAAUUGAUAUUGCCCGCCAACUCUUCGACAAAAUGCGUAAACGUGAUGUUAUAUCUUGGAACUUAUUGAUUUCUGGAUAUACCCAGAUAGGUUUUUAUGAUAGAGCAGUGGGUGUAUUUAACGAAGCAAGAACCGCUGGUUUAAAACUUGAUAAAUUCACUUAUUCAUGUGCUUUGAAUGUGUGCGCUCAAACUGGGGAUCUAGAAUUAGGUGAGAUGAUUCAUGGGUUGAUCAUUGCCUGCGGGUUAGGUGCACAAGUUUUUUUGACCAACUCGCUCAUUGACAUGUACUCCAAAUGUGGGCGGGUUGAUCAGGCACGGUUUGUGUUUGAACAUUCUGAUGAGUUGGAUGAUGUCUCUUGGAAUUCCAUUAUUGCCGCUUAUGUUCGAACUGGCGCAAAUGAGGAGAUGCUGAGACUACUGGUAAAAAUGCAUCAGUUGGGAUUGAAUUUAAAUACUUACGUGCUGGGAAGCGUUCUUAAGGCCUGCUCCUUGGACUUCAGUUAUUCUUUAGAAUGUGGAAAAAUGCUUCAUGGCAGCAUUGUCAAAACUGGCAUCAAUAUGGAUAUUGUUGUUGGGACUGCACUGCUUGACAUGUAUGCCAAAAUAGGGGAUUUGCAUGACGCAACCCAAAUAUUUAAGCUCAUGCCUAGUCACAAUGUUGUCACCUAUAAUGCCAUGAUUGCAGGGUUCCUCCAAUCGGAGACUCUUUGUGAAGCAUCGGUGAAUGAAGCCCUAAAUCUUUUUCCUGAGAUGCAACAAAGAGGCAUUAGACCUUCAAAAUUUACAUUCUCAACCAUACUUAAAGCUUGUAAUGAGGUUCAGGAUUUUGAGUAUGGGAAGCAAAUUCAUGCACAGAUAUGCAAGAGCAACCUUCAGGCUGAUGAGUUCAUUGGAACUGCACUUAUUGAAUUGUAUGCUGCGUCAGGUUCAAUUGAUGAUGGUUUAAAGUGUUUUAAUUCGACUCCCAAGUUAGAUAUUGCCUCAUGGACAUCUAUGAUUUCUGGUCAUGUUCAGAAUGGGCUGUUUGAGAAAGCAGUGACUCUGUUUCUUGAACUGCUGGCAUCUGGAAGAAAACCUGAUGAGUUCAUAAUAUCCAGUAUGUUGAGUGCUUGUGCCAAUUUUGCUGCUGCAAGGUCUGGGGAGCAGAUCCAGGGUUAUGCAGUGAAAACUGGAAUUGAGAAUUUUACUAUUAUCCAGAAUUUGCAGAUUUGCAUGUACGCAAAAUCUGGAGACAUAGAUUCCGCUCAACUGACCUUUGAGGAGAUGGAGAAUCCUGAUGUUGUCUCAUGGUCUGUGAUGAUCUGUAGCAAUGCACAACAUGGAUGCGCAAGAGAUGCUCUGAAUCUUUUUGAACUGAUGAAGGGUUUUGAGAUUUCACCAAAUGAUAUUACAUUGCUUGGAGUCCUUACUGCGUGUAGUCAUGGGGGACUUGUCAAGGAAGGAUUACAAUUCUUUGAAAGCUUCAAGAAAAAUCUUGGCAUGACUCCAAAUGUAAAGCAUUCUGCCUCCAUUGUUGACCUUCUAGGCCGUGCUGGAAGACUUGCUGACGCUGAAAAUUUCAUUAUGAACUCGGGCUUUGAGGAUGAUCCUGUAAUGUGGCGGGCCUUGUUGAGUGCUUGCAGGGUCCAUAAGGACACCUUUGCCGGGAAACGUGCUGCAGAGAGAGUGAUUGAGCUUGAACCUCAAGCUGCUGCAUCUUAUGUGCUUCUUUACAACAUAUACAUUGAUGCUGGAGUACAAAUGCCAGCCACCAAAAUAAGGGAAUUAAUGAAAGACCGUGGAGUUAAGAAGGAACCUGGGCUAAGUUGGAUUGAGGUUGGAAACACAGUUCAUUCUUUUGUAGCGGGUGAUCGAUCGCACCCUAAGAGUCAAAUAAUUCUUGCACAGUUAGAAGAAAUGUUGGAGAAGAUAAAGAAGAUAGGUUGCAUCCAUGACAAACUCGUUUCUGAUUCUUCUGAUCUUGAACACAAGGACAACACAGUGGUGAACUACCACAGUGAAAAGUUAGCUGUGUCUUUUGGUAUAAUUAGUUUGCCAGCAAUUGCUCCUGUACGAGUGAUGAAGAACUUGAGAGUUUGCCGUGCUUGCCAUGAGACAGUGAAGCUCUUCUCAAGGGUUGAAAAGAGAGAAAUAAUUCUUAGAGAUCCAAUUCGUUUCCAUCGUUUUAGAGAAGGUUCUUGUUCUUGUGGAGAUUAUUGGUAGGGAUUGAGUUUGGAUAUUUGGAGUACUACGUUAAGAAACAUCUCUUUAUUUUAAAUUCAGGUGGAUGGAACAGUCAUGCCAUUCAAAAAGUCAGAAUUCAUAAUUCAGUAAAACAAGGGAGGUUGGAGCAGGAAAUGAUCUUCAAAGAUACAGAAGUCAUUAUAUUUUAGAUGAUUGAAUACCAAACCUCCCCCCCCCCCCCUCCACGCGGUCCCCCAAACCCCAAAAACAAACCGCAGAAUGAUUGUGGCAUGUUAUUAUGAUGACUACUUGGGACACAUCGCUCAUCAUUUCCAGUAUGGAAAUUUAGGAAACAGGAUUGAUUUCAGCAAGGAAAGUUUCCACCAAUUAUUACUUGCUCUAUUAGGGUUGGGGCAGUGCCUGCUGUCACAGUUGACAAGGUCAAAAGAAAAAUUUUCUGCAAUUUGUAGAAUGUGGAAAAUUUGGUGACUAAUCUUUUCAUGUAGUUUAUUGAAAUUGGAGUUCAUCAAUUUAUCUCGUUAAACUUCCAUCCCAAGCCUCAUUCUGGGAACCUUACUGCUAUUAAGGAAGCUAUGGACCACGUCACCAUCUUAAUUAUCUCAGUUUGAAGCUUAUAUUGUAUCAGGAAACUAGACACUCUUUCCUUCUGUGUUUCUGAAGCAUAUAAGCAUGCAAAUACUUGGUUUCGCUAUUUGCUGGCACAUCUGAGCACAAUUCACACCAAACUACUAAAUGUGUUGCAAUUGCAUGGGAUAAACGUUUGUAUGCAUGAACAGAAUGUUGUCCUGGAAACCCAGUCAGCAUUCGCAGUGCCAUUUACUCGAAUGUGCCAUUUACUCUUUAGCAGCAAUGCCCAUUACACUCCACUCAUUUCCAAAUUAAGGGUUUUAGACACCUCCCAAAUCUUGAGGAUUACACUCCUUUGCCAGGGAUCACGCUCCAUCUUAACAAUGCCUUCGAGGAGGAGAUAGCAAGGGAGGGAUGAGCCACUUUACGGAUCACCAGGUAACCAGGCAUAGAAGCUCAAGGUCGGGGUGUAGAUAUUACAGAUAGUGUAAGUCUUAGUCUAGAUCUAUGUAUAUAAAUAUUUUAAGUUUUUGGAUUAUAGUUCCAUCUUGGGAAAUGGUAUAGUAUUGGUUGAGAGGUAGUACUCUGAAAUGGAUAGCUUUGGAUAGGGACAUUUUUGCUUCCGCAGACAGUGUAUGGGGUAGAUGUAAUAUUUAUAUUAUCAUAUCUCUCUCUCUCUCUCUCUCUCUCUCUCUCUCUCUCUCUCUCUCUCUCUCUCUCUGUUGUUAUUAAAAUGAAAGAAAAAAAAAUAUAUGGGGAAUGUGAUAGUAUGGUAUCAGAGAUGUU
This is a messenger RNA of Malania oleifera, 3886 nucleotides long. Its product is annotated as pentatricopeptide repeat-containing protein At3g13880. Lineage: Eukaryota; Viridiplantae; Streptophyta; Magnoliopsida; Santalales; Ximeniaceae. Gene Ontology annotation, molecular function: RNA binding; protein binding; zinc ion binding. The record is from RefSeq and is a predicted model, not a curated record. The coding region runs from base 17 to 2551 and encodes 844 amino acids. The transcript is spliced from 5 exons. Gene Ontology annotation, biological process: RNA modification.